This is a messenger RNA of Kalmanozyma brasiliensis GHG001, 2460 nucleotides long. RefSeq names its product Glycoside hydrolase, family 5. Gene Ontology annotation, molecular function: beta-glucosidase activity. NCBI's taxonomy places the organism in Eukaryota, Fungi, Basidiomycota, Ustilaginomycetes, Ustilaginales. The record is from RefSeq and is a predicted model, not a curated record. The transcript has a single exon. Bases 1 to 2460 code for a protein of 819 amino acids.
AUGGAGACCAAAUACGCGGCCACCGAUCUGUCGGAUGCCGCCCUCGGUCCAUCCGGCCUGCGCAUAGAAAACGGACGAUUCGUAGAUUCCCUCGGUCGAACCAUCAACCUGCACGGCGUCAACAUUGCUGGAUCUUCCAAACUGCCGACAUCGCCGAACGGACUCUCACACCUGCACGAAGAAUUUUACGAGACGCAUCGCACCGUGUCGUUUGUCGGACGACCUUUCCCUCUCGAGGAAGCACCGCUGCAUUUCGCCCGGCUCCGCGCGUGGGGGUUGCCGCUCAUUCGAUUGCUCGUGACCUGGGAGUCGAUCUCCCACAAGGGUCCAGGGAAGGACGAUGUCGAUACGGACUACGUAGACUAUCUGGAGAAGCUGGUGACGUGUAUGGCGGAGUACGGGUUGAAGUGCUUUGUGUGCGUGCACCAGGAUGUGUGGUCGCGCUUCAGCGGCGGAUCUGGUGCGCCAGGGUGGACGUUCGAGGUGGCGGGGUUGGACAUCGAGGCGUUCACAGAGACGGGCGCUGCGUACAUCCACUGUGUGGACGAGAAGCAGAAGCGAGAAGCUACCCCAGGGAAGAAGAGGGAGGAGAGCGGCGCGUUCCUCUGGCCAUCCGGAUAUCAAAAGUUGGCACCGGCAACCAUGGCGACGCUGUUUUGGGCAGGCGACGCUUUGGCACCAAAGACGACGAUCAAGGAUGGAGACAAGCAAGUGGGUCUGCAGACCUUUCUGCAGAACUCCUACAUCGAGGCCUUUGGUGCACUAGCAGAUCGAUUGCUACCAUUGGAAGCAUGCCUGGGCUUCGAACCCAUGAACGAGCCGCAUCGGGGACUUAUCAACCUGCACGACUUUCACGCUUGGAACUACGACACGGAUUUGCAUAUCGGACACUACCCGUCGUUGAUUCAAGCGCUUGCCCUCGGGAGCGGCUACAAGCAGAACGUCAAGUUCUACGUCAAGUCGUGGCCAUUCCCGACCCGAGUUUCGCACAGGGCUACGAUCGAUCCCAAGGGCAAGUCUUGCUGGCUGCCCUCGUCUCGUACAUCCAAUGGCGUGUCGAACGCAGACAAGGAUCAAGGGAUGUGCAUCUGGCGAGCACACGGAGUCUGGGAAUGGGACGAAUCCAAACAAGUCCCUGUCGUCCUACAAUACGAUUACUUCGAGAAGGACCACCGUCAAGGUCGGGAAGGCCAACGCAUCGAAUGGUACCGCGACUGCUUCGCACCCUUCCUCAAGCGCUUCUCGGACCGCGUCAACCGUUCCAAAGCAUUCACAUUCGUCGAGCCGGUGCCGAACGAGUUUGUCCCACCGUGGAUCCCCGCCCGCGUCAUCGAAGACCCCAAUCUCGCCGCGGAGUACAAACAAGCGGCCUACAAUCAGAAGUACGCCACCAAAACCCUCAUCGACACGCCCCGACCUGGUGGCGAGGCGAGGUUCGUCUACGCGCCGCACUUUUACGACCUCAACGUGGUCUUCUCCCGAGCGCACGCGUGGAUGAGUGUCAACGUCCAAGGUCUCAGCCGGGGGAUGUUUCUACCCAAAGCGCUCUAUUUCGGUGUACAAGGCUUGCGAAAGAACUACCUGGUGCAGAUGUCAAAGAUCAAAGAGCUUGCUCUGGCCUCGCUUGGGUCCGUGCCGAUCAUCAUCGGCGAAGUGGGUCUGCCGUUCGACAUCAAUGCCCGCACCGCAUACCGCACAGGGGACUAUACGAAGCAGUCCCAACUGCUCGACGCGCUGAUCAACGCCAUGGAGCAGCUCGGGCUCGGAUUCACACUGUGGAACUACAACCCCGCCAACCGCGUCGCCUACGGGGACGGGUGGAAUUUCGAAGAUUUCAGCUUCACCAAUGGUGACUUGCCCGAUCACCCCACACUGCGCUCUGACUUCCGCAACGCCUCGCACGAAGACGACGAGCUCUACCGCGGCGGUCGGUGCUUGGAAUCCAUCAUCCGACCGUACGCCGUCAAGGUGGCCGGAGAACAGGUGUAUACGUCGUUCGAUGUCGAAUCGCUCUUCUUCGAGGUACAGUGGAAGAACUCCUCAACCACUUCGACGGUGACAGAGAUCUUCCUUCCAGGGUAUCACUACAAGAACCGACGGUUCAGCAUCACCACUUCUGACUGCGAGACGAGGUUCGAUGCGGAACUUCAAACGCUCUAUGUAGAGCACAAGGAUACGCGAGCGGGUGUGGUGCACAAGCUCAAGAUCGAGCUCGAAGACGCGCACGGGCACAAGCUCGAGAGGCUGAGGGAGCGGAGGAAGCUGGUGAAGCCCGAAGGGAUGGUGGAGAGAGUGGGCAGCUGGAUGCCGGAGAGCGUUGUUCUCGCUUGGGAAGGGUUGACGUUGGAACAGGUGGUGAGUUUGACGGUGAUCGCGGCGGUGCUGGUGGGCAUGCUCAUGUUGGCCGAUUACCACGUGAGGAUGUUCGCUGCGCUCGGAGAGGAUGACGAGGAGCUGUGA